AUGACGACCGAAAACCCAGCAAAGAGCUUGACCGAUAAGCAACAAAAGCAGUCGAUCGAGGAAUUCGACAUUGGACGCCAACGUUCCAAUCGUGAGCUCGAAUGUGCCAGAAUCAUCGUCGACUUUCUUGAGUGUGCCUUUCAAAAGCUGGCUUUACGAUACUGUAAAUUUGAACACAAGGUACUGGAUUCGUUUUGUGGAGUCAUGUUUUAUCGAGGAGCUCAUCCUCAGAUAGCGAAGUAUAUGAAUGACAUGCGAUCAACGCUACGUUACUGGAUAAGUCAUCAACACAUCAUGUCGUUUACCGUGGUAAUCAAGGAUGUAAAGAAUGAGGAAGAAGUGGCUGAAGUGACGAUAGGCUUCUAUUCUGGGCUUGGCAAGAAUUGGGAGAAUCUGUAGGUUUGGAUGUGUUAAUGUUUUUGUGUUUGCUUAUUUUUGUGUUUGUAUUAGUUCUUGAUUCAAAACCUUAUGGAACAUAACAUCUUCAAAAUAAAAAAAUAGUGAAUUUAAUUUUGAAUCUUAUCAUUAUUUUGAUGUCUUUUCAGAUCAAUCCGUUCAGACGUAACAGAGAGGGUGAAGGACAGAUGUAUAUGUUUAUUCGAAAAGCUGGAUGAGUUACCGACCAGAGAAGAGCUUCUGAACAAUGUUGCAGGAAGAGGUAUACUUUAGGUGUCAAAGGGUAUUACUGACACUAAUGUUUUAGCUGUUUUUAGUCUUUUAAAUCGAAAACGCGUUAUAAGCAUCAAUAAUACAAUAUAUAAGCUUCUACAGAAGGAUAUAAUUUAUAUUUGCAUGGUGAAUAUAAAAUUAAUUCUAUUCAUCACAAGAAGUUUGUAUAUUGAUGUUGUUUCUCUCAAAUGUGACUUGAACAAAUGUGUGUUACUUGUAUGUGUUUACAUAUUGUUUUAGAGAUAAGUGCUCAAAUUCGAUGCAAAUUACUACCCGAAGCACCACAUCCUAACAAUGUGUCGGUAAGUACUUUAAACAAUUUUCAGUGGAGAUAUUCAUCGUACAUUGUUUUGUUUGAGUUUCGCGGCUAUAUUGAGAUAACCCCUCUUGUUUCACAUAAGCGAUGGCAUUAUUAUAAAUAAAAAGCGAUGACACAUUCUAAAAUUGAAUUUCAUAACUUUUCAAAGUAUUAUGUGUCAUAUCGUGAUUAAAAUUAUGGAUAAUCUACCGGUUUUGUCAUCAAGAUUACAUUCUUUGACAAGUAUAAUAUCGGUACUGUAAUGAUUAAAAAUAGGUGCAUUGUACUGUAAUGUAAAUCGCUUGUGUACUAAUGUAACGUAAACAUCUUUCGGUAUACCAAUGUAAAGUAAACAUCUUUCGGUAUACCAAUGCAAAGUAAACAUCUUUCGGUAUACCAAUGUCACGUAAACCGCUUUCAGGGGAUUGUGUGGGACCACGACCUCAACUCGCUCCGUUUCCCAACCAAACAUAUCUUAUAUUCAGCACCACGCAUCGACUCGGAGUUUGUCGAGUUUUCGUUACAAUGUAACUACAGAACAGAGUCAGUGUAA
Bursaphelenchus okinawaensis is the source of this 1520-nucleotide messenger RNA. Lineage: Eukaryota; Metazoa; Nematoda; Chromadorea; Rhabditida; Aphelenchoididae. The record is from the annotation of a GenBank genome assembly.